Messenger RNA from Poecilia latipinna (sailfin molly), 2449 nucleotides. Its product is annotated as ephrin-B2a-like. Lineage: Eukaryota; Metazoa; Chordata; Actinopteri; Cyprinodontiformes; Poeciliidae. The transcript has 5 exons. Gene Ontology annotation, molecular function: ephrin receptor binding. Gene Ontology annotation, biological process: blood vessel morphogenesis; axon guidance; ephrin receptor signaling pathway. The record is from RefSeq and is a predicted model, not a curated record. Gene Ontology annotation, cellular component: plasma membrane. Bases 676 to 1677 code for a protein of 333 amino acids.
CUCUCUCAGUUACUUCCCAGCCUGGCUUGAGAGCAGCAGCCGAUCAGGCGACAUCCUCCCUGCGUGCGGGUCGCUGUGCGGUGCGGUGCGGGAGGACGGAUCUGCGGGACUCUAAUUCUCCGCCUGCGUGCUCGGCUUUCUUUCUUUUCUGUCCUUCUUUCCUCACUUUGGGAGUUUUAUUUUCUUUCUUUUCGGACCUGUUUAGAAUGAGAACCUCCAUCCCAGCUCCUUUGGUUUCUCUCAUCCAAACAUCCGCUCAUUUUGUUCAUUUCGACCAUCCGACCUCAUUGUUCCAUUUUUGUGCUGCUGUCACCCACAGUUUGUCGCCCUCCACCUCCACCUCCAGCUCCAGCUGAACGCGGAAUACCUCAGCCUGCUGCUGUUGGAUGUUGGCUCUUUUCACGCAGAGGGAUUUCUAUUUUCUCUGAAGGAUGAUGGAUCUCUAACGCGCUGCGCCCUGAAUGAACCAACCGUGCGCUCUUCUUUUUUCCCUGUUUUUUUGGAGAUGCUCUGAUCGGAGCUUGUUGGGUCCGAAUGCGCUGGAUCGGGAUAUAAUCUGAAGAUCUUUUUGUUUUUCUGUUGUUGUUAUUUUGCUUUCUGCGUGGACACACACGGCUGUUCCCCCUCUGAGACGGAGUGUGCACCGCAUCCAUCCCGGAGGCGCGCGGGCUCACCAUGGGGGACUCGAUGUGGAGAUAUUAUUUUGGAGUUUUCUUCCUCGCCUUCGAACUGGACUUGUGUCGGCCGCUCAUUCUGGAGUCCAUCUACUGGAACACGACCAACACUAAAUUUGUUCCGGGCCAAGGCGUGGUUUUGUACCCGCAGAUCGGGGACAAGCUGGACAUUGUGUGCCCGCGCGUGGACGGCGGGGUGGUCGACGGCGUGGAGUAUUACAAGGUGUACAUGGUGCCCAGGGAGCAGCUGGAGAGCUGCACCAUCACCAAGGCCGACACGCCGCUGCUGAACUGCGUGAAGCCCGACCAGGACGUGAAGUUCACGCUCAAGUUCCAGGAGUUCAGCCCCAACCUGUGGGGCCUCGAGUUCUUCAAGGGGAAGGACUACUACAUCAUCUCUACAUCCAACGGCACCAUGGAGGGCAUCGACAACCAGGAAGGGGGCGUGUGCAAGACCAAGUCCAUGAAGAUAGUCAUGAAAGUGGGGCAGAAUCUGUCUGACCCCGUUUCACCCAAAGACAUUCCCACCAGAACGCCCUACAAGCCUGGGUCGCCGGGGGAUGACAGGGAGAACAACGAAGUCCAGCAGACACGAGAUAAAUCCAAAGCAGAAGACGGCGGCGGCUCCGGCGGCGGGAAAUCGUCCAGCGCCAUCGGCUCCGAGGUGGCCAUCUUUGUGGGCAUCGCCUCAGGCAGCGUCAUCUUCAUCAUCAUCAUCGUCAUGCUGGUCCUGCUGCUGCUCAAGUACCGGCGGCGGCACCGCAAGCACUCGCCGCAGCACACGGCCACGCUGUCGCUCAGCACGCUGGCCACGCCCAAACGCGGCGGCGGCGGCGGCAACAACAACGGCUCUGAGCCCAGCGACAUCAUCAUCCCGCUCAGGACUGCUGACAGCGUCUUCUGCCCGCACUACGAGAAGGUGAGCGGGGACUACGGACACCCCGUCUACAUCGUUCAGGAGAUGCCGCCGCAGAGCCCCGCCAACAUCUACUACAAGGUCUGAGGGCCGGGAAAACGAAAACGCAGAACCCGGACGAGCCCCCGGUCGGAGCGAAACGAACCGCCCCGCUCUUCCUCUCUGUUGACUCCUCCUCCUCCUCUCCUCUGAUGUUUCGUCACUAGUCGUUUCCUCUCUGAGUUUUUGCCCUUCGCUCCGGUUCGGUCACCGCCGGCGCAGACGAUGGGGACGAGUAGCGAAGCCGCCGCCGUCGCUCGCCGGGAAGCGGAACGGACAGCCUCUUCUUCGUUUUCGUCCACCGGGAUUAAGUGAGUGGGAUGGAUGGAUUUAUGGAUGUGAAAGUUUCUGAAAGUGUGAGGAAAAGACAGACUGCUGUUUUGGAAACAGAGACUUUAACGAUGGGAGAAAAAGCAGGAAGUGGGCGGAGCUUGAACUCAGCUGAGCGGAUUUACCAGCGGGAUGCAGAGAGAUUCCCACGCCGGACCUUCUGUGGGACUUUCACCCACUCACCUGUCCACCCACAUGACUACCAUCACACAAACACUCACCUGUGCACAGAAACAGACUCGCGGGUCAAAGUGACGUGUUGUCGAUCACAGCAUCUCUCCUCAUCCUCAGCUCGGUUUUAUUUUGCGUUUUACUUGAAGGUUUAGAGAAAAAAAAAGAUCGAGUCUCUUUGUUUAGUUCCACAUUUACUGGUUUUGUUCAUAUCUGUUUUUUAUACUUUUACGACGGCGUAUCAGGGCCACUAUGGGUAGAAAAAAAGGAGAAAAUUUCUGCCAAAAAAAAUCAAACAUUAAUGUCUGAAGUUUUCUAG